ACACCAUCCCUAGCUAUAGAAAUUUCAAGUUCAGGUGCAAGCAGUUAAGGUUUUAAUUAUGGGUGGUGACUGGUGAGACCACAGAACACUGAAUGCUGCUGGAGGCAGGAUGACAUCUGUGGAAGAAAAGAAGCGGAGGAGGAGGAAGAGGAGAAAAAUGUACCAAAGUGGGAAUUUUAUGGCAGUAGAUUCAUGUGAUCUUCUGAAUCCAGGGGGGAAAUCUGACGAUAUAGAGCGAUUAGCUCACAAGUACAUGCAAAAGUGUACUGUUGAGUACAGCAGUGAAUCUGAAUCGGAUGCCGACAUGGAGGUGCUGCCCAAGAGCGUGCUUUUGACACGAUCCCGGGAAAGAACAAAACUCCAAUUCGUGGAUCCUUAUGAUGGUGACGAUGAAGAGAUCUCAGGCUCCCUUGAGCAGAGUAGGGUGAUCUUUCUGAAGCAUCUCAGCACAGAAGACAGUGUUCUUUCAGAAGGCCCAGAACCUCUCUCUGCCUUCUCACCCAUGGAAGUCCCUCUAAUUGUAACUUGCGAGGAUGAACCUCAACUGUAUGAAGCAGGUGAAGUAUUGCAGAUGACCACAGAACCUUCCUGGUUUCCUGGGCCAGGUCAUUCAAAGCAUGCUGUUCUCUCUGAAAAAGCACCCUGUGAUUUUGUGCUACACCCGAUGUUGGCCGAUUGUGAUAAUCUGCGUGAACUUGUUAAUGUCAAGAGGAAGCAAGUGAGGGUUGUCCUAGACAGCACUGGAGAAACGCCAAGGAAAAAAUUGCGGGCGACUUGAGUUCGUGUAGCCUAACUGCAAUCUACCUAUGUCUGUGGGUGAAAACAAUGCCCGUUGUUAAAAUAAAUUAGG
This is a messenger RNA of Lacerta agilis (Sand lizard), 850 nucleotides long. RefSeq lists its product as uncharacterized. The transcript is spliced from 5 exons. The record is from RefSeq and is a predicted model, not a curated record. The coding region runs from base 110 to 778 and encodes 222 amino acids. NCBI's taxonomy places the organism in Eukaryota, Metazoa, Chordata, Lepidosauria, Squamata, Lacertidae.